AUGAAUGUGUAUUGGAAAAAACGUGGCAUAACAUUCCACCCGAAAAGCAAAGUUUUUGGCCCCAUGGGAGAGUUCGUAACUUCAAAUCGACCGCUGUUUGAAAUCUAUAACGACAUUUAUAAAAUGUAUCCCGAUGAACCUGUAGUCGCUGUUGGUUCUUUGUUCAACCCUGCGCUUUUUGUCAAGGACCCAGUCAACUAUCAGGUUUUAAGUGCAGAUUUCAAUUCAUUCAGUCACAGAGGAUUUGAUAUCAAUGAAGGAGAUUUACUCGCAGACAACGUUGUCUUUAUGAAUGGUGACAGAUGGAAGCUGAUGCGACAGAAAAUGACUCCACUGUUUACUGCGACUAAAUUGAAAAGCAUGUAUUACUUGAUGGAUCGCAGUGCACAAGAUUUUGUUGAAUAUUUAAAUAAGAGACCGGAACUGUUAAAGGGGAAUGCUUUCAAUACUCUUUUCACUUUUUCCAAUGCCGCUGUAGGAGCCGCCGUAUUUGGGAUUGAAAAUGAAUCGAUAUUUGAGUCACCUUUUCUUAAGAUGGCUCUUGACGCCUUCAGACCGACCUUUAAGUUUAACUUGACUUUUGCAAUCGGAUCAUUGAAUGCAAAGCUUUUUAAGCUAUUAAGGUUGAAAAUGUUCAAAGAACACGAAGAAUUGUUCAUUCCAGCUAUAAAAGAAGUGAUACGUAAACGAGAGGAAUUAAAUGUGCAAAAUGUGCAACAUGACUUUGCAGAUUUGUGUGUUAAUUUAAAAAGUAAAGGUACAAUGAAAGACCACGAUUCGGGUUUAGAAUUACAACCGACUGAUGAAUUAUUGGCCGCUCAAGCAUUCUUUUUCUAUAUUGCCGGAGUGGAACCUACGGGCACGGCCAUGUUUAAUAUUUUAAUAGAGCUUGGCCGUAAUCCUGAUUCGUUAAAACGCCUACACCAAGAAAUCGAUAAUUCAUUUGAGAAAUAUAGUAACGAGAUGACGUAUGAUGCCAUCCAGGAAAUGGAAUAUUUAGACAUGGUGCACGAUGAAUCGUUAAGGAUGCAUCCUCCCAUAGGAUAUUUAACAAGACAAUGUGUUAAGGAUACUGUCCUGCCGGUUGGUAAUAUAAAAGUUGAAAAGGGAACGAAGAUAUUUACACCAAUAUAUGCAAUCCACCAUGACCCAAAGCUUUACUCGAAUCCAGAAGUAUUCAAUCCAGAGAGACUUUCUCGUGAAAAUUCAAAAAAUAUAAAUAAUCACAUGUUCAUGCCAUUCGGCGAAGGAAAGAGAUUAUGCAUUGGUGUAAGAUACGCUACUCUACAAGCAAAAGCAGGUUUAGUUCACUUACUUCGACACUUUACUGUUAAAACCCACAUCAAAGAACCAGGAAUUAAAUACAGUAAGCAAACUAUACAAGUCAGACCUGUUAAUGUAGACGUUGAAUUUAUACCUCGAAACCACUGAUUUGUAUAAAUGGAUAGGUCUGAAAUGUGAGCUAUUACUUCGUUCUCAAUAAAUGCUUAGUAUUAAAUUCUCAUCAAGGUCAUCAACAGUGACUCUCAAUGCCAAGAUGGCGAAUCAAUUAACAGGUUACCUGUCGUACUAUACGGACAAAAUUAUAGCUCUUUUAGUUAGUUUGUAAGUGGGGUCUGAAUUUAUUUUUU
This is a messenger RNA of Papilio polytes (common Mormon), 1631 nucleotides long. Its product is annotated as cytochrome P450 6B2-like. The record is from RefSeq and is a predicted model, not a curated record. The transcript has 2 exons. Gene Ontology annotation, molecular function: oxidoreductase activity, acting on paired donors, with incorporation or reduction of molecular oxygen; iron ion binding; heme binding. NCBI's taxonomy places the organism in Eukaryota, Metazoa, Arthropoda, Insecta, Lepidoptera, Papilionidae. The coding region runs from base 1 to 1431 and encodes 476 amino acids.